This is a messenger RNA of Erythranthe guttata (spotted monkey flower), 936 nucleotides long. The record is from RefSeq and is a predicted model, not a curated record. NCBI's taxonomy places the organism in Eukaryota, Viridiplantae, Streptophyta, Magnoliopsida, Lamiales, Phrymaceae.
AUGUCAUGUGGUUCUCAGAGAAGAAUUGGAGACAACCCAGUACUUAUGAAUUCAAAGAAAUUAUUUCAGCAACUUAAUGUGGAUGCAUUUUCAAUGGUUGAAUCCCAGAGAUUAAAUUCCAUAAGGCUUAACCAAUCUCAACUAAGGGUUGAUAAGUACAAGAGCAUUGAAGAAAGAGUUGGAAGUGGAGAUAAUGAUGGCAAAUCAGUUGGUACACGAAUUAUUAUUCCAGCAACAUUUACAAAUGGCCCAAGAUAUAUGUUCAACAACUUCAUGGACGCACUACAAAUAUGUAAUUGGAUCGGGUUCCCAUCAUUGUUUAUAACUAUAACAUGCAAUCCAAAGUGGCCCAAAAUACAAAGAGUGUUGCAAGAUACGAAUUUGCGCCCAGAAGAUCGACCUGAUGUUCUUUGUCGAAUUUUCAAGAUGAAGCUUGACAGUUUGAUUGCAGAUUUGAAGAAAGGACAUAUUUUCGGACGAAUUAAAUCAUACGUUUGUACAAUUGAAUUUCAAAAGCGCGGACUGCCACAUGCGCAUAUACUACUUUGGCUGCAUAAUGACGACAAACCCAAUUGCUCCGAAGAUAUUGAUCGAAUUAUUAGUGCGGAAAUCCCUGACAAAAUUUCUGAUAGAAAAAUGUAUAAAUUGGUCAAGAAAUACAUGAUUCACGGUCCGUGUGGUCAAGCUAAUAUGAAGUCUCCAUGCAUGAAUAAUGGUGUUUGCUCAAAACAAUUUCCGAAGAGGUUUGUUCAACGUACGGAGGCUGGUGAAGAUGGUUAUCAUUCAUACAAGAGAAGGGACAAUGGGAGGACUGUUACGAAGAAGAAUGUUGUACUAGACAACGGUUUUGUGUCCCCGUAUAACCGUACCUAUCGGCUUGCGAGGCCAGUUGGAGGUUAUUUGGAUUUGAUAUUCACUAUAGAGACCCAGCUGUAG